UUUUUACUUGUUUACCUUCUAAACAUGACCCUUUGUAUCUCCCUUUCACAGUUUCACGAGAGAGAUGAAUCUUUUGGGGGGAAAAUGGAAAUAUAAUUUGUCAAGCACAGGCUCUGCCGUGCUGUCAUCAUUAUGCGACAGCCGAGCGAGAGAGCGAAGGGCAUGUUUGAUAUUUCUCGCAAGUCGUAACCCCCAACUUGCCCUAUGUUAAUGCUUGCUCUGUACUGUCGUCAAAUAUUCUUUCAUUGCUCUGUUCUUGCUUGCCCAAAUCUUCCCUUUUCUUCUUCUGCCGCUGCUGCUGCUGCUCCCCAAGUCCUCGGUGUGAAAGCAGCAAAAGCACCGUAGACCCGCACAGCCCGGCUGCAGAAAUAAGGAGGAGAUGACGAGGCGGAUGGACGAGGAAUACGAUUACCUCUUCAAAAUUGUUCUAAUCGGGGAUUCCGGCGUCGGCAAAUCCAACCUUCUCUCCCGCUUCACUCGCAACGAGUUCUGCUUGGAAUCCAAGUCCACCAUUGGCGUCGAGUUCGCCACUCGCACUCUCCAAGUGGAGGGAAGGGUGGUGAAAGCUCAGAUAUGGGACACAGCAGGGCAGGAAAGGUACAGAGCCAUAACCAGUGCCUACUACAGGGGUGCACUUGGAGCUCUACUGGUAUACGACGUCACGAAACCAAUCACAUUUGAAAAUGUCAGCCGGUGGCUCAAGGAGUUGAGGGACCACGCCGAUGCCAACAUCGUGAUCAUGCUGAUCGGGAACAAGACGGACCUGAAGCACCUGAGAGCAGUUGCGGCCGAGGAUGCACAAGGCUACUCGGAGAAAGAAGGGCUGUCUUUCAUCGAAACGUCAGCGCUCGAGGCAGUGAAUGUCGAGAAGGCUUUCCAGACGAUACUGUCGGAGAUCUACCGCAUCAUAAGCAAGAAGUCGCUGUCAUCGGGGGAAGGGGCGGCGGCAGUUAGUGUGAAGGAAGGGCAGACGAUCGAUGUGGGUGGAGGGUCCGAAGGGAACACAAAGAAACCUUGCUGCAGUACUUCCUAGAUAGAUUUGAUGUCAUUUUGUUUCGCAGUGUUCUUGCUUUUUCCUUGAAAUUAUGUUGUUAGCAGCUCCCCCUUUGAUAUUGGGUUUCCUGAGGAUUUGAUUUCCUCUCUGUUCGUUGUUGAAACUUGAAAGUGUAAUUCUUUUGCUUGAUCCCCUGUCGAUUUUUGGGUCAAUAUAGCUUCUAUUGUUUCGUCAUUGCAUUAUUUUUGCCGAAUCCUCUUUGGACAAUCAUCCUCUAAACUCCUUCACCACUGAUCCUCUGUAGAAAUCAUUCCUAGCAAGAGAUAGAAUGGUCGACCACAAUAUCUACUAGCCAUUCCACAAUCAAAUGAUCUCUGUCAGCUCUACUAGCCAUUCCACAAUCAAAUGAUCUCUGUCAG
This is a messenger RNA of Linum trigynum, 1413 nucleotides long. Lineage: Eukaryota; Viridiplantae; Streptophyta; Magnoliopsida; Malpighiales; Linaceae. The record is from the annotation of a GenBank genome assembly.